Molecule: messenger RNA, 655 nt
Organism: Marchantia polymorpha subsp. ruderalis
Lineage: Eukaryota; Viridiplantae; Streptophyta; Marchantiopsida; Marchantiales; Marchantiaceae
Source: the annotation of a GenBank genome assembly
AGAUGCAAAGAGUAAUAUUACAAGCGAAGGAUAGCUCGGAGCGGUUGAGCCGACACGAGAAAGAGCUGAAGAUGCUCAUGAAUACAAUAGCGUCUGAUAUCGAGGUGCUGGAAGAAGGAGACGUUAUGGUCAAUGGGGGGCAUUUUGACGAUGUAAGGAGAGGAAGAUGUUUUGUCUAGCCAGCCAACAACCAGCAGCUGCUAUUUCUUUUUUCUAGCAUGGUCCAACCUUUCAGGGCGCGGGUUCAAUGGUCGAAUGGCUACGGCAUGCAAAUCAGUACGCUAAGAGUACAAUCAAUUUUGGUUGGCAGUAGAGAGAUUGUGAUCACCGUGUCUACUACUGACUCGAUAGUCCAAUUUCUCAUGAAAUUGCAAGCUAAGCUCUCUAACAGACAUGUGCAUAUCCUUUUUUUGCCUAUGGGGAAUGGGGGAUUGACUCCUACUCUGCGUUUCUGUGUCUGCCUAGCGAUCAAAGCAACAUCUUGGUUCAAAACCGAGAGGACUUUUUGGGACUACCUUUUCCCAUCACUUUGUAAAUCUGCUAGAAGGGAAGGAUGAGUGAUUCCUGACAUGGUUUAUGAAGAAGAUUGUCAAGGAGGUGGCUAUAACCUUGGGAACACGUUCUGGGUAGCCAUUGACGGUGUUCAGUGUAGUUG